Theileria equi strain WA is the source of this 3723-nucleotide messenger RNA. RefSeq lists its product as hypothetical. NCBI's taxonomy places the organism in Eukaryota, Apicomplexa, Aconoidasida, Piroplasmida, Theileriidae. The transcript has a single exon. The record is from RefSeq and is a predicted model, not a curated record. Bases 1 to 3723 code for a protein of 1240 amino acids.
AUGAGAAUUUUCGCACUGGUUUAUCUCGUGGCAAUCCUAGGAUUUCACAAGGUCCAGUGUGAUGGGUUGUCUAUGGAUGAUCAAAGUUUAUCUAUGGAAGGAACUUCUCAAGGGAAUGAUUAUGGACCUUUAGUACCACAACCUGAGAAUCAAGGCGUUGGACAAGAACGGUCUGAAGCAUCAGGCUUAGCUCUAGACGUUGUGAAUCUGGACUCCUCCAAUUUCACACUUUUUGAAUGCAAUGACAAUGGGAAUGAAAUCAUCUUUGUGAUCCCUCGCAAUGAUGUAUCCGUAGACAUGGUAGUUUGUGGCGAGACGACAAUUUGGACUCCUGGAGAGGAUGAAGAAUUUGAAUACGCCAAGCUGUUCCUCAAGGAUGGAGAACCACGUAUUGUCUUUAUUGCCAAGAGCAAAGACUCUACAGCGACUGGUAGAUGGUAUGCAAGGAAUGGAGAUGUUUGGGAAAACUGUAAAGAUACGUAUCAAGAAAAGAUUAAAGCAAUUAGAGAAGAAAUUCCCCGCACAAACUCAUUCAUUCUAAAUCUUGAAGAGGAUAAGGAUACUGAGGAAUGCACAAUAUUCGAUGCAAAGCUUAUUGGAGCUCCAAUGAGGCUGUAUUUUGCAAAGCCUGAAUAUUCCGCUGAGGAGGUAAUGUAUAACAGAACAUCCAUAUGGAAAGGCUCCAAGGACGAACUCUGCACGGCAUGUGACUUGUACUUUAACAAAGGAGAACUCUCAUUCCUUAUUCUAAGCGUCAAGGAGAAUGAUGUGAUAAGAUACGAAUACUUUGAAACGAGGGGUAAAGAAUGGAAGACUAUGACUUCUGAAGAGUUCAAUAACAGACGUAAGGAAGCUCAAACUACUCACGGCAAUUUUGAUGUUCAAGAGGAAUCUGCAAAAAAAGAAAAGAAGCGUUCAAAACGGAAUGCUCUUGGACAGUUAUUUUCAAGAAAUAAAGAACAAGAGUCAACUUAUAGUCAAAGUCAUAAACAAUCAUCUUCUCAAGAAGAGAAUGCAGAAUCUGAGAGGAGCCAGGAAGGUGAGCAUGCAACAGUCUCUUCUGGACAAGAUGGAAUUAUUCUAGACCUAUCACAACCUGAUGAAACAAAGUUAGAUGUGUAUGCAGAAACAAAAUCAGAGGUAACUGUUAAGGCAUAUACUCCAAAAGAUUGGCUCCAUAUCUCCUCUGUUAUGGAUGCCGGAGCUACUGUCUGGAAAUCUUCUGGAGAUGAGAAGUGUACAUUUGUAGAAUCUUAUGCUAAGGGUGGCGUAGAACUUCUUUACCUGGAGACUUCCGGUGGUACUAUGUCUAAGUACUUUGAGAAAGUAGAUGGACAGUGGAAUGAGAUUGAUGAAGAAUUGUUUUAUGAGAAAGCAAGGACAUUCAUUGGAGAAUCUGGAAAAGAUGCUUCUCUUGAUCUUGCUAGUCCAAGUAGAUUACUAUGCAAAUCCUUCGAGUAUUCUUUUGCCGGCAAUGCCAUAAGACUCAUUGUUCCAAAUAAAGGAGUUACUGUAUCUAAGCUUUUAAAUGGCACUGAAGAGGUUUAUACUCUUUCAUCCGAAGAGGAAUUUGACCAUACUAAGGUCUAUCUCAACAAGGAUGGUAAACCUGAACUUGCGUCAGUUACUCUCAAAACAUCUUCUGGAGUCUCACAUAAGGCUUACUCCAAGAAUGGAGGUGGUUGGACAUUUUGUGCUGAUAGUGAGACCAAGAUGAAGGGUUUAAGAACCUCUGCAACUUUCAAAUCUAACUUCACCAUGGAUAUUUCCUCAGUCACUAGUACUAAAGAAUGCACUGUUUUUGAAGUAUAUCUCUUGGGAGUUACCACUAGACACUUUUACCCUAAGCCUGGCUAUGUCUCUAUCAAAGUAAAGGAUGGAGAUAAAAGACUAUGGACUUUUAUAAAUCCUUCAGAUGCUUGUCUUUUUUGCUUUAUUUAUAAACGUGACAAUAAGGAAGUAUUGGAGAUGGCAGUGGUGAAUGGAAUAUUAAGGAGAUGGAAAUUCUUUGAAAGAGUAGAUGGUAAUGAAUGGAAGAAGGUUGACAAGGGUAAAUUUUUAGGUAAGCUAAAGGAAAUUAGAGAACCUGAAAAUCCUGUAAGCAUUUUUGCUUCCAAGGUCGACCUUACUCUCUUUAAUGUUGUGGGCUCUGUUGAGGAGAAUGUAAAAGUUCUUAAACUUACUGUAAAGUACGGUGUUAAAGCUACUGAGCUAAAGUAUGAUGAUAAGGAGGUAUGGUCUGGUAAAGCGAGAUUGAGUAAAUCUUCAAGUGUAGUGGAGGCUCUGCUAUACUUUGAUGAGAAUGCUCCGGUAUUAGUUGCUAUCAGAGCAGUCAAAGGGGGUAAAGAAUCCACGGUUUAUAGAUACUAUGAUGGUAGUAAGUGGAAGGAUGAUAAAGAAGAUGACCAUAAAAAUAAGCUAGAAACCCUAAAGGAGGGACUUAAACCUACUACUACUUCUUCUUCUUCUUCUUCCAUUGCUUUAGAUCUUGCAAAUCCUGACCAGUCAAAAGUACUUGUAUAUGACCGCUCUGGUAAUGGAAUAAAGUCAAAGAAUUAUUCUCCAAAAGAUGGUCAUCAUAUCUCCUCUGUUGUUGACGGAGGAAUGAGCAUAUGGAAUGCCACUGGAGACGAGAGAUGCACACUUGUAAAAUUAUCGACGAGGGGAGAUUCCUCCCUGCUUUUAAUGUCUCUUGAAAGUGCUAAAAAGUGCUUUGAAAAGGUAAAUGGAGCAUGGAAUGAAGUCGACGAGACACAAUUUGAUAAGAUGGAGGAGAUGAAGGGAGGAGUGAUUGUUGAGGCAUCUCAGGACAACACUUCCUCAGAGAGCAUACAAUCUCAGAGUGGACAAACAAAUCAACAAGAAUCUUAUGAUACGCAGACAAGUUCCCAAUCUGUAAACAUCCCUGAAGAUCAAGACCCUAUGACCGAUAAUUCUGAAGGUAAUGAUACAGUCGAUGCCGAUUCUUCUAUAACUCCUGAUGAUACUGUGAGAGAAGCCUCGGAAGGGGAAGUUGAAUCGAAGAAGGAAGAUGAUAGAGAAUAUAAAGAACCAAUUUCCGUCACUGAAGAUCUAAUUCAGAACUCUGAGAAAAGCAUGCCUUCAGAAAAUGCAGCUUUAGAGGAAGCGAAUUACAUGUCAUCAGACCAAAAUCCUGUUGACCCUUCCAAACUGGAUGAGAAUGGAGCAGGUUCAUCGGAGAGUUCUACUGAUGGACAAUCUAAUGAAGUUUCCACAGACGGAUUUAGUGACAGGGCAAAGGAAAUGAUGGAGGGUGAACAAGAAAUUCCAGAGGUUAAAUUACAAACAGUAGAGGAUAAUAAUACCACAGGAGUAUCAGAUUCAACAUCAUCCACUCAGGAAGAUAAAAAGCAAAGUGGUGUCUCGGAUACCCAGUCCAGUGAAGGUUCUGUCAACGAACCGCAAAAUGGCUCAACUGUAGAAAGUACGAAUCCAUUUGAACCUUCAAAACCUGAUGAUGAACUAAAGGGUGAAGAAGAAUUGCCAGAGGCUUCAGAAUCAACUCCUGGAAUAAUGGACAAGAUUAAAAACUUUAAAUCUUCUGCUAUAUCCAGUGUAUUUUCUUCAAACAAAAAUCAGGAAAGUAACAAUACUGCAGACAGUUCAAAUGAUAGUAAGAAUUCGUCAAAACAGAGUAAACUUAAGAAAACUUUCUCGGGACUAGGUAAUAAGGCAAAAAAUAUUAUGAAUAGCAAACAGUGA